UGGUUGAAGGGUUAAGUUAAGUACUCGUUAUAGUUAUAUUGGCCAGAUCCGCUAUUCUCGUCCGGCUCCCCAUUCCUAACAAAUCUUUCAUUGGAAACAUCUCAUCAGCAAACUUUAAACCAUGACCACCAUCCUCUUUAUUCCUGGAGCUUGGAUCACCAAGGCUUUCUACGAGCCAUUCCUUCAAGCUCUCACGACUGCUGGCUAUGAUGUUCGCUACGCAGGGUAUCCCUCUUUGGACCCUAAGGAUUCGGAUCCAUCCACAAUUGAUUGUCAUGCCGACACCGAGGCCAUUACUGCUGUGCUCCGUUCCCUCGUCGAGGAUGAAGGAAAAGAUGUCCUGCUCUUCAUGCACUCCUAUGCUGGCAUGCCCGGCGCCGCAGCAGCGACUGGGCUAGCUAAGUCGCAGCGGGCACAAGAAGGCAAAGUUGGCGGCGUCAUUGGAUUGCUUUUCCUAGGGGCUUUCGUCGUGCCUAAAGGUCUCAGCUGUGCCGGUCUCCAGGGCGGAAAUCUACCGCCUUGGAUUUUGCUAGAUCAACCCUCCGCGAAUCUCAAUAUAGCUGACGACCCAAUUAACAAUUUCGCCGCCGAUGUCGAUCUGGCUCUGGCACAGUCUUUGACUGCAAACCUUAAGCCGCAUGCGACGUUGUCCUUCACAUCGCCCCAGCCCCAUCCAGCCUGGGCGGACGAGGAGCUUCAGGGACGCUUGGCGUUUGUGGUCACCACGGAGGAUCGCGCCGUCCCAAAGGAGGCGCAAUUGGGCAUGAUGGUGGCCACGCAGCAGUCGUGGAUCGUCAAGGAGCUGGCGUCCAGCCAUUGUGGACCAUUUUUGAAUAGGAUCGACGAGACGGUGGCUUUGACCCGAGAGAUACUUGAUCAAUUCCUGUAAAGUAUCUAGACGCUGAACCUUUGAGUCUGUGAGGCAGGACGGAUAUAUGCUGGAGGUCUAGUAUAUUUCAGUCUAUAGCAGAUGAUUUUGGCG
Messenger RNA from Penicillium subrubescens, 982 nucleotides. RefSeq names its product alpha/beta hydrolase. Lineage: Eukaryota; Fungi; Ascomycota; Eurotiomycetes; Eurotiales; Aspergillaceae. The record is from RefSeq and is a predicted model, not a curated record. The transcript has 2 exons. Bases 122 to 889 code for a protein of 255 amino acids.